UUUCAUGGCAGGAACGAAGCGGAGAAACAGUGCAAUGAAGUGGAUGCGGAGGGUGCCGAAGGGCACAGCGAGAAGUUCAUGGUCGAUGAUGACGAUGAUGAUCAUGACGAUGGCAAUGAUGGCUGAAAGUGUUCCCAUCAAGCCUGAGUCUCAUCCUAUCGAGGGCUACCAAGUCGUGGCGAGUACGCGUGGGUACACGUUAGCAGAGAAGCCUGUGUCUGGGCUAUGCGAUGUAGUGAAGCAAUACGCCGGCUACUUUAACGUCACCACCGCCACGAAGAUGUACUUCUUUUGGUUCUUUGAGUCUCGCAGCAAGCCUGCAACCGAUCCCGUCAUCCUCUGGAUGACCGGAGGGCCUGGCUGCUCCAGCGCGAUUGCGCUGUUCAGGGAGAAUGGACCCUGUACCAUCCAAGACGACCUUACAACCAAGAAGAAUCCUUUCUCAUGGAACAGCAAUGCCUCAAUCCUGUAUAUAGACCAGCCAGCAGGAACGGGCUUCUCUUAUGGUGAAGACUCGGAUUUUGAUCAUAAUGAGGAGGAAGUUUCGCGGGACAUGUACAAUUUUCUUCAGGCGUUCUUUUCUGCGCACAAAAAUUAUGUCAAGAAUGAUUUCUUCAUCUUUGGCGAGUCAUACGGCGGACAUUUCGUGCCAGCGACUGCCUAUCAAGUUUUCAAGGGGAUGCAGGACAAGAGGGACAUCCCGUUGAAGCUCAAAGGAGUCGGAGUUGGAAACGGCUUGACUGCGCCUGAGAUUCAAUAUCAGUAUUAUGCUGAGUAUGCCGUGAAAAAUCCCGUGCAUCCUCUCGUGAGCAAGCCUGAAGAGCUCGCCAUGCGAGCUGCCGCAAGCGUCUGUGUAGCAAACAUCCAGUUGUGUCAGAGCAAGGACGCAUUCUGCGAGACAGCCUUUGCUAUCUGUGGACUGUCCCAGGUCAGCCCAGUUCAGAUGACAGGGAUCAACCUCUACGAUGUCAGGCAGAGGUGCGAGACGCCGCCCCUUUGCUACGAUUUCUCAAACAUCAACAAGUUCUUCCAGCUCCCCAAGGUUCUGAACGAGCUGGGGACUGGCCCACACUUGUGGAAGGAGUGCAACUUCAAGGUGAACUCAGCAUUCCACAGUGACUGGAUGCACCAUUUCCAGACCGUCUUCCCUGAGAUGCUGGAUGCCGGUGUAAGGGUUCUCAUCUAUGCGGGCGAGAUGGACUAUAUCUGCAACUACUUGGGUAACAAGGCAUGGGCUCUGCGGCUGCCAUGGAGCGGACAUGACGCUUUCAAUGCGGAGGGUGAUCACGAAUGGAUGGUGGGAGGAAGUAAAGCGGGCCUUGCGAGAACUGUGGAUGGCUUCACUUUCCUUCAGGUUUAUAAUGCAGGACACAUGGUCCCACUCGAUCAGCCGGCCAAUUCACUUGCAAUGCUGAGCACUUUCCUAGCUGGUGGAUCGUUUUACUCUCCUUCUCGUAAGGCCUAAGCCGGGAAAUCGCAUGCCGCUUGAAUAACUGAGUAACUUCGGAGCUGCGCAACUUAAAGGCUCGCCGGGUCAGGCUUAAGGCUCGGUCAGGAACGGCUUGUUUGUAAGCCUUAAAAAACUUGCCACUUGCCAGUGAUAGUACGUACUACCAUUACCGUAGCCUGCCGCGAUGCGGACUCUCUGAGUCCGUCCGACCGUCACAGAACUUCCGAAUUCCGAAGUUCGGAACGGUCCAGGAGUCCGGGAGCAGCCCGGCCCGGGCCGCGCUCAGUCGAGUCCGCCGAACGGGCCCGGCGAUCGGAACCGGCAAGUUUGAAUUUCAAGUUCCCUUACUAUUAUAUAUUAUUGAAAUUUUCUGGCGC
Messenger RNA from Guillardia theta CCMP2712, 1827 nucleotides. RefSeq lists its product as hypothetical. Gene Ontology annotation, molecular function: serine-type carboxypeptidase activity. Lineage: Eukaryota; Cryptophyceae; Pyrenomonadales; Geminigeraceae. The transcript has 14 exons. The coding region runs from base 5 to 1465 and encodes 486 amino acids. Gene Ontology annotation, biological process: proteolysis. The record is from RefSeq and is a predicted model, not a curated record.